AUGCUGCAUGUACAGAAUUGUGAAACAGCCCAAGAGAUAUGGGACAAAUUAACUACAGUUUAUGAACAAAAAUCUGAUGUGUCACUCCACAUAUUGCAGCAGCGUUUCUUUGAAGAAAAAUACAACGGUUCAGAAGAUGUAUCAACAUUCAUAGCCAAGAUAGAAGCAAUCGUGACAAAAGUAAGGCAAGCAAAGGGUGAGAUUGCUGAAAACAUGAUUGUUACAAAAAUUAUAAGUUCGCUAGGUGAAAACUUUCGACACUUUGUCUCUGCAUGGGACUCCGUUCCAAUAGAAAAGCGAACCCUGUCUGAGUUGACAGCCAGGCUCAUUAGAGAAGAGCAAAGAAACAAAAUGUUCCAAGAGAGUGGAAGCAGUAGUUCCAAAGCAUUCAAGACUGACACAAAAAAAAUAAAGUGCUUUAUCUGCGGUAAAGUGGGGUAUUGUAAAAAGAUUGUAAAGCUAAAAAGGGUGAAAACAGCUGCAAGUCUGAAAACAUUCCAUUUUGUAACCAAUGUAAAAAACGUGGACAUACGAAAGAAAAAUGUUGGUACAACAAGGACAAAAAACGAGAAAAUACCAAUAACAAAACGCCGUGAAAAGUGCGGGAAACGUCGAAAGAGCGGGAGUGUUUUUUCGCAAUUUAAAAUUUGA
Molecule: messenger RNA, 651 nt
Organism: Melitaea cinxia (Glanville fritillary)
Lineage: Eukaryota; Metazoa; Arthropoda; Insecta; Lepidoptera; Nymphalidae
Exons: 1
Coding region: 1-651 (216 amino acids)
Source: RefSeq, a predicted model, not a curated record